Apis mellifera (honey bee) is the source of this 4552-nucleotide messenger RNA. It is a transcript of the gene pds5, whose product is annotated as sister chromatid cohesion protein PDS5 homolog B. The record is from RefSeq and is a predicted model, not a curated record. Lineage: Eukaryota; Metazoa; Arthropoda; Insecta; Hymenoptera; Apidae. The transcript has 17 exons. The coding region runs from base 358 to 4005 and encodes 1215 amino acids. Gene Ontology annotation, biological process: DNA repair; mitotic sister chromatid cohesion. Gene Ontology annotation, cellular component: chromatin; nucleus.
ACUUCAAGUGAUCGAAUUGCGCUGUCGCGUCCUUUGACACGCUUAACCGUUUAUGAAAACGAUUUCGCUACAUUUUUGCUAACAUUUUGAUUGUUUUACCAUGCCAAAUAUUUACAAGAAAUUCAGAAAGUUACGUCGAAGGCGAUAUAUUCGCACUUAGUAAUAAUUAUAAAGUGAAAGUGUGUGAACUCCAGAAACUAAGAUAGUGCCGUGUAUCCAUCACAUAUAUUUGCUUUAUUGAUAUUUUGAGUGUCACAGGCCUUGUGGUGCCUAUGCAUAUCUUGAGAAUUUGGACGGUGUUCUAGAUUAUUUUAAGGAUAUUAAAUUUCUCAUAUUUGGUUGAAUCAUUUAGCAAACAUGUCAGAAAUAGUUUACCCACAAGGGUGUAGGUCUGUUACGGAAGAUCUUGGUCCAGAUGAACUUAUUAGAAGAUUAAAGACAUUAGCCCAUACAUUGCAAGCAAUGGGCCAAGAUGAAGGAAUGUAUCAACAAUAUAUACCACUUGCAUUACAUUUAGCAGAAGAACAUUUUUUAAUGCAUCAAAGUAAAGAUGUACAACUUCUCAUUGCUUGUUGUAUUGCUGAUGUUUUAAGGGUUUAUGCUCCAGAAGCACCAUAUAAAGAUGCAGAACAGGUUAAAACGAUAUUUUUAUUUCUUAUUAAACAAUUAGCUGGUUUAAAAGAUCCCAAAGAUCCUGCUUUUAAAAGAUAUUUUUAUCUUUUGGAAAACUUGGCAUAUGUGAAAUCAUUCAAUAUGUGUUUUGAAUUAGAGGAUUGUCAAGAAAUCUUUUGUGCACUUUUUUCUCUUAUGUUUAGGAUAGUGAACGAUGAACAUUCUGGAAAAGUCAAGAGUUUUAUGUUAGAUGUAUUGUGUCCACUUAUUACAGAAUCAGAUAUUGUUAGCAAUGAACUUUUAGACAUCAUACUUAUGAAUAUUGUAGAACCAAACAAAACACAGAAAAAAAAUGCAUAUUUACUUGCAAAAGAAUUAGUGAUUAAAUGUAGCGAUACAUUAGAACCAUAUAUUCAAGCAUUCUUUAACCACGUAUUAAUCUUGGGCAAAGAAGAAAAGAGCUUACAAAUUUGCAAGAAAGUAUAUGAUUUAAUUUAUGAAUUGAAUCAUAUAUGUCCAAGCGUCUUGUUGUCCGUCCUACCACAAUUAGAAUGUAAAUUAAAAUCUUCCUCUGAAACUGAAAGAUUGGGUGCUGUAGCAUUGUUAGCAAGAAUGUUUUCUGAAAAAGGAUCUCAGUUAGCUGUGCAACAUACGCAAUUGUGGCGUGCAUUUUUAGGAAGGUUUAAUGACAUCAGUGUAUCAAUUCGUAUCAAAUGUGUGCAGUAUUCAAUGCAUUUUUUAUUAAAUCAUCCUGAAUUGAGAAAAGAUAUUACCGAUACUUUAAAAUUAAGACAACAUGAUGCAGAUGAAAGUGUUCGAUAUGAAGUUGUUAUGGCUAUAGUAACCACUGCCAGAAGAGAUUUUGAAGUGGUGUCAGAUAGUGAAGAUUUGUUAGAAUUCGUUAAAGAAAGAACAUUAGAUAAAAAAUUUAAAAUCAGGAAAGAAGCGAUGGCAGGAUUAGCAAUGAUAUAUAAAAAACAUUUAAAUGAUGCGGAUGUACCGCAAGCUACAAAAAAGGCUGUUACUUGGAUAAAAGAUAAAAUAUUACAUGGUUAUUAUAUGGCAGGCAUGGAAGAUAGAUUACUAGUAGAAAGAUUAUUAAAUACUUGUUUAGUACCUUAUCAAUUACCAGCUGGAGAAAGAAUGAAAAAAUUAUAUCAUUUAUUAGGUACAAUUGAUGAUCAUGCAUCUAAAGCAUUUGUAGAACUGCAAAAACAUCAACUUGCUGUACGGAGAGCAGUGGUUGAAUGGUUAGAGAUUGUAAAAAAACCAGAUGCUAUGGUAGAACUCGUAGCUAAAAUUCAUCAAAUAUCUCGCUUUUUACCCGAUCCUAUGAAAGUACAAGAAUUUUUACAGAAGUUUAGUGCUCAUAUGAGAAAAGAUUCAGCAUUAUUACAAGGAAUGGAAACAAUAGUUCAACCAAAUGUUUCUUGCAAAGAAUGUGCAGAUACAAUAAGUAUGGUUCUUAAAAAAUUAGGUCAACCUGUCAUGACAAAUUUAUAUUACAAUACAAUAAAAAUGUUGUUAGAAAGAGUGAGUUCUGUAAUGAUUGAUGAAGAAGCAAUUAGGGUUUUAAUUGGAUAUGUAUUAGAUUGUUUAAAAGGGGGUAAUGUAAUAGAAGAAGUUGGACUUAAUCCAAAUAAUGCAGGUGAAAAGGGUCUAAGGUUACUUGUGAUGCUUUCAUUUGUAUUUGGUCCACAUUUUCUUCAUAACGAUAUAUUAAUGCAACUUGUUCAUCUUUUGGAAUUAGAAGAUGAGAUGGUAGCUCCAUUGGUUCUUUCGAUUUUUACAUUUUUAGGAAAAUAUAAACCUUUAUGUGAUGUUGCACCAGAUAUUAUGAACCUCAUGGUUCCAAUAUGUAAAAAUUUUGCAGAAACAGGAACACCAAAACAAGCAAAACAAGCUGUAAGGUGUUUAUUUGUUAAUAUGACCAAUAUCCAUGAUACAAUUUUUCCUGAAAUUAUUGAAAGAAUUAAGAAUAAUCUUGCACCAACUUCAGAAUAUUAUCGAACAUCUAUAGUUACAUUAGGUCAUAUAGCUUAUAAUUUACCAGAAAAAUAUCAAGUACAAAUAAAAAAUAUGGUGUCUAGAAAGAUAGUCAAGGAGUUAUUAGUAAAAGAAAGCAGUGAACAAACUGCUGACACCAUUGAAGGAGAUUGGUGCAGAGAAGAUCAAUUACCUGAAGAAACACGUUGUAGAUUAGAAGGAUUAAAAUGUAUGGCACGUUGGUUAUUAGGAUUGAAGACUGAUGUGCUUUCUGCACAGAAAACAUUUAGAAUGCUGAAUGCAUUUGUAGUAAACAAGGGAGAUCUUUUACAGCAAGGUCGUCUAAGUAAAGCAGAAAUGAGUUGGUUACGGUUACAAGCUGGUUGUUCAAUGCUGAAAAUUUGUGAACAAAAAGGUGUUGGUGAUCAAUUUACAGCAGAACAAUUCUAUAAUUUGUCUCAACUUAUGGUGGAUGAAGUUCCACAAGUAAGAGAAGCUUUCGGUAGUAAAUUACAUAAAGGACUUGGAAGAGGAAUUCCAAAUAAAUGUUUACCAUUGGAUUUUAUGGGCUAUUAUGCUCUUGCUGGCAAAGAACAAGACAAAAGAUUAAAAUGUGUCCUAAAAACUUAUAUGCAAACUGAUAUAAACAAAAGGAGGGAUUAUGUUAAGACAUUGUCAUUGGGUACUGUGGAACGGGCCAUGGGUAAGAAACUAAAUAGUCAAUUGCCUCAUAUUCUUCCUGAUUAUAUGCUAGUAUUUGCAGUCCCUAUUCUUGCACAUGAUCCUGAAUUCACCAGUCAUUUAAUGAUUAAUCAGUUAAAAGUGAUACAACAAUGUUUAUGGUUUAUAUUAGAACCUCUUAUAACAAAAAACGAAUAUUACUGUUAUGGUUUUUAUAAAAAUCUUAUAGAACGAAUGAAAAGUCAUAAAGAUGCUUUAAAACCAGAAGAUAAUAACAUGAAUUAUAAAUUAUGGGCUGUUUGUGAUUUGGCCAUGAAUGUGAUAUAUACAAAAACAACAAAUUUUGAUAUGAAAGAAUUCCCAAGUGAAACACGAAUUCCUACUAUGUAUUUCAAACGAGCAGAUGAAUUACUAGCCAACACUAGGAAUUAUUUACCAGCUGAAAUGCAAAUAAAUAUGUCGAGUCCUAAAGGGAAAGGUUCACUUCAUAAUGCACAUUCUGUUAGUGAAAGACCACAACGUAGAGCUAAGUCCAAACAACAAAAAGAAGUAGGCAUUGGGCCAAAUGAAACUGAUGCAAGGCUGCAAAUUGGAGAAGUGGAAUGUAUUGACGCACAGCCAGCAGAAGCAUCAGAAACUAGAAUUCAAUUACCUGGUUUAGAGGAAGAAAUUGAAGAACCACCAGCAAAGAGGGCAUUAAGAGAAUCAGAUAAAGUAAAUAAAUAAUUAAGUGAAUGAACAUUCAAAGGGAUGUUAAGAAUAGGGGAAAGACUUAAGAGGAACGUGAUGAUCAUAAGAAUUAAAGAAUCUAAAAAUACUUUACAAAUUAGAAAACAGAAUAUUUUGGUUAUGUACAACAAUUAAUAAACCUGUCGUUCGCGUAUGUCUAGACAGUAAGAUGUUAAGAUAAUGAUACAUUAACGUCAAAUAAUAUAUGUAAGCUUACAAGUCAAAAAAUUUUGUGGAGAUGCAUUGCAUUUGCAAGAAAAUUAAAAAUUUAGUAUUUGACUAUUUGAAAGAUGUAUUUGUUUUAAUUACGAAAAAAAACACGAACUUGUUUUUUUUUUAAUUUCACUAUAUGUUAAGAAAACAAUGGCACAUUCAAUGAUACAAAAAAGUAUCAUCUUUAAAACUUGGUAAUAUGUGUAACUAUCAUCUUUUUUACAUAAGUCAUUAUGAAUGUUUCCCAAUUGAAGGUCUUUCUUCCUUGUGAAAUAUCUGACAAUUGUUGUAUUGUUCACUUUUGCAUUGAUGAAUACAAGUGUUUAUACUA